Messenger RNA from Phycodurus eques (leafy seadragon), 1253 nucleotides. Its product is annotated as protein PFC0760c-like. The record is from RefSeq and is a predicted model, not a curated record. Bases 48 to 1253 code for a protein of 401 amino acids. The transcript has a single exon. Lineage: Eukaryota; Metazoa; Chordata; Actinopteri; Syngnathiformes; Syngnathidae.
UAAGGGUUUUUAUUUUAAAUCAGGAGAUCAUCUUUUCCAUACACGCCAUGAUAAGGCCACCCGAUAAUGACGUCAUCGACAACGACGGCAACAACGAAGACAACGACGAGGAGGACUAUAUUGAAGACAACGAGGACGAUAACGAUGACGAGGAACAGAUCGAUGACGACAAUAACAUCGAAGACAAUGAUCAGGAAGAAAAUAUCGAGGAUAAUGAGAAUAUUGAAGACGACGAAGAGGACGUUACCGAAGACAGCGACGGCGAUGCCGACGUUGAAGACAACGACGCCGAAAUGGAAGAGCAUCAUGAAUACCACGCAGACAACAACAAUAUGAACGACAUGCACAUGAAUGACGAGAAUGCCGUGCUCCUCUUCAGAAUCCGCGUAAGGCCGCUGCAACACGGCGACGUAUUUGACGACAUUUUCCUCGAAUUGCGUUUGGUGAACAACGACGACUUUGACGAGAUCGAAAACAACGAAGACCAAAACGGCGAAGUCAACGAGGAGAACAUCGAGGACGACCAGAAUGCUGAUGAAGACGACGGUUUUGAAAAUGUCGUUAAUGCCGUCAAUAAUACAGACGAUGAAGACAACAAUUGUAAUAACAAUGAAGAUCCUGAAGAGAAUGACUGUAAUAACGAUGAAGGUUUUGAAGACUUUGACAAUGAAAUCGAAAAUUUUGAAGGUCGUAGUGUCAUUGGCAAUGUUGUCAAUGAAAAGAGUAAACAUUUCCACCCUGGAGUCUACCAAGACUUGGACAAUCCUUUGCCAGGACCGUCAAGGGAGAGGUCUAUAGAGGAUGAAGAUGAUGAAACGAGCAGGGGCAAACAAUUCCAGUGGUGGGAUGAUUGCAAUUCGGACAGUUUUUCUGAUAACAUUCAUGAAGACGAUGACUACCACCGCUGUUGUACAGCCAAGCAAAGGUCAAGCGACGACGUAGAUUCACAAGACGACAGAAGGGGGAAGAAAACGCGGAAAAAAAACUUCAUAUCAAAAUCGGAAGACGAGGACUUUGCCUUUUGUUCGAGUGAUCAUGAUGCAGACGAGGACCUCCCGGCUGAAUCAUCGAGGAAGAGGCCGCGAGGAGAAGGAGGACAUCCGUCCGAAACAGGAAGACGCGAGAAGCGUUUUCGACACGGCAACACCUCCGGUAGCGACUUGGAUGAAGCCCAACCAGAUGUUCGGCCUGGAUCGUCCUCAAACAGGUUGAGAGACAAUCAAGAUGAAGAAACUAAGGACAGCGAGAAAUAA